This is a messenger RNA of Manis pentadactyla (Chinese pangolin), 3953 nucleotides long. RefSeq names its product phosphodiesterase 8A (gene PDE8A). Gene Ontology annotation, molecular function: 3',5'-cyclic-AMP phosphodiesterase activity. NCBI's taxonomy places the organism in Eukaryota, Metazoa, Chordata, Mammalia, Pholidota, Manidae. Bases 152 to 2755 code for a protein of 867 amino acids. The record is from RefSeq and is a predicted model, not a curated record. The transcript is spliced from 23 exons. Gene Ontology annotation, biological process: signal transduction; cellular response to epidermal growth factor stimulus; positive regulation of ERK1 and ERK2 cascade.
GCGGCCGCGCUUCCUGGCGCGAGACCCGCGCUCGCCGCCGCCGCCCGCCCAGGCGGCAUGACACGGCGCCCGCGGCGGCCCCGAGGCGCCGAGCGGGCCUGCUGAGCGGAUCGCGGCCGCCCGCCAGCGUGUCCGCGGCGCCGCCGCCAGCAUGGGCUGCGCGCCGAGCAUCCACGUUUCCGAGGGCCGGGCGGCGCACCCCAGCGGCAGGGAGGCCGAGGACGCGCCGGGAGGGCCGAGCCUCCCGCACGGCCCGCGGACGACCGCCUCGCUCGUGGCCCGCGGCGCCGGCCUCGUGGGGUCCGAGCCUCGUGGCGGCGGCAGCAGCGAGAAGGCGGCAGCCGAUGUGCAGUUUGGCCCCAUGAGAUUUCAUCCAGAUCAGCUCCAGGUACUUUUAGUGUUUACCAAAGAAGAUAAACAGUGUAAUGGAUUCUGUAGGGCAUGUGAAAAGGCAGGGUUUAACUGCACAGUUACCAAGGAGGCUCAGGCUGUCCUAGCCUGUUUCCUGGACAAGCAUCACGACAUCAUCAUCAUAGACCACAGAAACCCCCGACAGCUGGAUGCCGAGGCGCUGUGCAGGUCUAUCAGAUCAUCAAAACUCUCAGAAAACACAAUUAUAAUCGGUGUAGUACGCAGGGCGGACAGAGAAGAGUCCUCUGUGAUGCCCCUCAUCGCUGCUGGCUUUACGAGGAGGUAUGUGGAAAACCCCAGCCUCAUGGCCUGUUACAACGAACUGCUGCAGCUGGAGUUUGGAGAGGUGCGAUCACAGCUAAAACUCAGGGCCUGUAACUCAGUGUUCACGGCAUUAGAGAAAAGUCAGGAAGCGAUUGAAAUCACAAGCGAAGACCGCAUUGUACAGUAUGCAAAUCCUGCAUUUGAAACCACGAUGGGCUAUCAGUCAGGUGAAUUAAUAGGGAAGGAGUUAGCGGAAGCACCUGUGAAUGAAAAAAAGGCCGAUCUGCUUGAAACUGUAAAUUCGUGCAUCAGGAUAGGCAAGGAGUGGCAAGGAAUUUACCAUGCCAAGAAGAAAAAUGGAGAUAACAUACAGCAAAAUGUGAAGAUAAUACCUGUCCUUGGACAGGGAGGAAAAAUUAGACACUAUGUGUCCAUUAUCAGAGUGUGCAAUGGCAACAAUAAGGCUGAGAAAAUAACUGAAUGUGUUCAGUCUGACACUCAAACAGAAACAUGCAGGUGUCUGGAGAAGCGGACGUGUCUGUUGAACAGCUGUAACACGCUAGGCGGUGACGGGCACCUAGAAAGAGAAAGGGAGAUGGUUUCUGCCCGCAUGUCAUUCACGGCUGAUACUCAGUCAGGCAAACACAAAGACAGGCGAAAGAGCUCGCUAGACGUCAGGACUAUGGCCUCGCGCGCGAGUGAAGCUGCCAGCCAGAGGCGACCCUCUUCCGCGGCCCGGGUACAUUCCGUGACGAUCGAGGCGCCCAUCUCCAAGGUAAUCAAUAUCAUCAAUGCUGCCCAGGAGAGCAGCCCCAUGCCUGUGAUAGAAGCCUUAGACCGUGUGCUGGAAAUCCUAAGAACCACUGAAUUGUACUCGCCACAGCUGGGCGCUAAGGACGACGACCCGCACGCCAGCGCCCUGGUCGAGGGCUUGAUGUCGGAUGGUUUACGACGAUUAUCUGGGAAUGAAUAUGUUCUUUCAACAAAAAACCUCCAGCAGGUUUCAGGCAGUAUAACCACUCCCAUCACCCUUCACGAUGUCCCACCACGGAUAGCUCGGGCCAUGGAAGAUGAGGAAUACUGGGACUUUGAUAUUUUUGAACUGGAGGCUGCCACUCAUAAAAGGCCUCUGAUCUACCUUGGUCUCAAAAUGUCUGCUCGCUUCGGAAUCUGUGAAUUCUUAAACUGCUCUGAGACAACGCUGAGAUCAUGGCUGCAAAUUAUCGAAGCCAAUUACCAUUCUUCUAACCCCUACCACAAUUCCACGCAUUCUGCUGAUGUGCUUCACGCCACUGCGUAUUUCCUCUGCAAAGAGAGGAUAAAGCAAACUUUAGAUCCAGUUGAUGAGGUUGCCGCCCUCAUUGCCGCCACCAUUCACGACGUGGACCACCCCGGGAGGACCAACUCCUUCCUGUGCAACGCGGGAAGCGAGCUGGCCAUCCUGUACAACGACACUGCCGUGCUGGAGAGCCACCACGCGGCCGUGGCCUUCCAGCUGACCACCCGGGAUGACAAAUGCAACAUCUUCAAAAACAUGGAGAGGAACGACUACCGGGCGCUGCGCCAGGGCAUCAUCGACAUGGUCUUGGCCACAGAAAUGACAAGGCACUUCGAGCAUGUCAACAAAUUUGUCAACAGCAUCAACAAGCCUUUGGCAGCCCUGGAAGAAAAUGGGGAAACUGGUAAAGAUCAGGAAGCCAUAAACACUAUGCUCAGGACUCCAGAGAACAGGACUCUGAUUAAACGAAUGCUGAUUAAGUGUGCUGAUGUGUCCAACCCCUGCCGGCCCCUGGAGCAGUGCAUUGAAUGGGCUGCACGCAUCUCAGAAGAGUAUUUCUCUCAGACGGACGAGGAGAAGCGGCAGGGCCUGCCCGUGGUGAUGCCAGUGUUCGACAGGCACACCUGCAGCAUCCCCAAGGCCCAGAUCUCCUUCAUCGAUUACUUCAUCACAGACAUGUUUGAUGCCUGGGACGCUUUUGUAGACCUGCCUGAGUUAAUGCAGCACCUUGACAACAACUUUAAAUACUGGAAGGGACUGGAUGAAAUGAAGCUGAGGAGCCUCCGACCACCUCCUGAGUAGCGGGUGAUGCGGUCCGGGGCCCUGCAGCUUGUCCCUCGGCCAUUUGAUGUUUCUAAGGGCAGCCAGAGGGCCCUGGUCCCUUCAGUAUCAGGCAGCACAGCCCCGUCUGCAGAGCCUGUGAAGCACGCGGACGUCAGUGACCUUCGGUGGCCACCAUCUGAUGCCAUUGCCACAGCGUGACAUGUAGUCCACUCUAGCUGGGCCUGCUGCGGGGCUCUCGGAAAGUCACAUGAGAACCACGGUUUGCAUUAGCUUUCAUUAAAAUGGGAGCUUAGGAGCGCUCCUGCAAAGGAUGCCGCAGGUGACAGAAUGCCGUUGCGAACAAUUUCUCUCAAUUAUGUUCAACACUUAAGAACAGCUAAUGGCAAUCGGAUCCUUACCAACUUUUUUCACAUCCUAGAAGGUGCAAUCACUAAGUUUGGAACACUACUGAAAGUGACUUCUUUUAAAAUUGAGUAGCAAAUAAAAACGGAAAUUUUGAGGUUGAUUAUUAGUAUCAAUUAUUGAAAUGUUUUAUUUAUUAGACAUUCGAUGUUUUCUAUGAAUUUAAAAAUGCUUCAAAGCCAAAGCCAACUUUAAACACCAUGACCAACUUACAUGAUUUUGUUUCAUUAAAUAUGUGUUAUUUGGUGUAUAGACUUAUUUUCAUAAUGCAAAUUAAAAUACAAAAUGACACAUUUUUACCGCACUACAGAAAUAUUUGUGUAUGCCAAACUCUUUUCUGAUUGAUGCUGAUUGGGAAAAGCUGUUUGAAGGUGGUUCUGAUCUGAGGGCUGAAGCAGGCCAGCACCUUCUGUGCAGACACCAGAGCUCAGACGCUGCUCAGCUUUGGGGCUUGCAGGUGACUCCCCAAAGUAGGAGAAAUUAGGACUUGACACUUUCUCCCUAAAAUUUUAUAACUGAAUUUCCAGAAGUCUGUAUUUUAUAGUGUUUCUAUAAAAUAUCCCCUAUAAAAACAGAGUGAAAAUGGACUAUACAGUGAGUUGGCAUUUUAUAACCCGUCGGUUUUCAUCUGCAGUGGGAAUCUUUCUUUGAUUCUAAAAACUUAUACAGGUUCUGUAUCUCCAUGUUUUGAUAAGUGUAGUGCCAUAAAAAAUGACACAUGAGGCCAUGUCACAAUGCUUGGCAUUUCUUUUUAAACUUGUAUUUGUUUUUUUUUCCAGCUAAAAAUGAAAUUAAACUAUUUGUUUUUAAGAAA